CACUCCGCGAAGAAUCCGCGAAGCCGAGAGUUUCCAGAAACGUCGAAAGAAAAACGGGCCUGGAGUUCACAAUGACCAACGAAGAGCCUCUACCGAAGAAGGUUCGCCUCAGUGAGUCUGACAUGAAGACCCUGACUAGAGAGGAGUUGUGUACGAGGUGGAAACAGCACGAAGCCUACGUCCAGGUCCUGGAGGCUAAAUAUACAGAGCUGUGUUCCAACGACGCCACGGUGCUGAAGGAGUCCGAGGAAAAGCUCAAGCAGCAGCAGCAGCAGGAGUCUGCGCGCAGGGAGAACAUCUUGGUCAUGCGACUUGCCACCAAGGAGCAGGAAAUGCAAGAGUGCACAACCCAGAUCCAGUACCUCAAGCAAGUCCAGCAGCCGAGUGCAGCCCAACUGCGGUCAUCCAUGGUGGACCCGGCCAUCAACUUGUUUUUCCUCAAAAUGAAGGCUGAACUAGAACAGACUAAAGACAAACUGGAGCAGGCCCAAAAUGAACUGAGUGCCUGGAAAUUUACACCUGAUAGCCAAACAGGGAAGAAACUGAUGGCCAAGUGUCGAAUGCUGAUUCAGGAAAACCAGGAGCUGGGGCGGCAGAUGUCCCAGGGACGCAUCGCCCAGCUGGAGGCGGAGUUGGCCCUGCAGAAGAAGUACAGCGAGGAGCUCAAGAGCAGCCAAGACGAGUUGAAUGACUUCAUCAUCCAGCUGGACGAGGAGGUGGAAGGGAUGCAGAGCACCAUCCUCGUCCUGCAGCAGCAGCUGAAGGACUCCCGCCAGCAGCUGUCUCAGACUCAGGGGCCGCCGAGCGGCGCGGGGCCCGGCCGGACGUCCGCCGAACCGUCCGGCCAGCCCGAGCAGGCCGGAGCCCCCGCCGCGCCGACGGGCAAAGACUACGGGAGGGUCUCCAACGGGCCGAGCAACGGCAACUCGUCCCAGCGGAGCGAGACCACCACGCCCAGCCUGUACCGCGAGGUCAGCAGCACCGAGGAAGACUUUCCCAUGUCCCCAGUGGCGUCCAGCCCCGGCGAGACCAAACUGUCCAACCACUCGGAGGAGGCGUCGGGGAGCCAGGCGGCGGCCAGGAGGGUCGGAGGGCCCGUGGGUUUCGGGAGCCAGCUGAGCGCGGGGUACGAGAGCGUGGACUCUCCGACGGGCAGCGAGACGUCAUUGACUCAGCACUCGAACGACACAGACUCCACCGCCGACACCCACGAGGACAAGGUGGCCCCGGUGACCAAGGGCACCAGGACUGCGGGCUCACGGCACACGCAGAACGGCCUGGACUCCGGCACGGGCGACAGUGCUGUUUUGUAAUGUACUUUUGACAUGUACUGUCUUUUUCUCGUUUUUUUUUUGUGUGUGUUUUUCUUUUUUAUACAAUAUACAAACAAGGCAACAAAUGCAUAGUUGGUAACAGCGGUGCUGUCCGAGACGGUCCGUUUUCACCCUCCUCCCCUCGCUUAUUGUGAUGCCUCUGUCACAUUUGUGUUGCUAAACAGGGAUGUAACAGUUAGAGGGUUAAUGUUAGAUUUGAAGUGAGUGGAUGUAUGAUUUAAAAACUAGUACGUUUCAUUCUGCUGUUUCUUUGAGCAUGUCUAUGCUGUUCUCGUUUGAGCUCUUGACACUGAAAUCAGGCAUCUGGUGUUGUAACUCAUCGUCAAAUUCAGAAGGUAUCACUGAAUUACAGUAGCUUCGCAGUAUUGAAGGUCAUUUUUAGAUGUUGGCCUGUAUUUUUUUUUCUUUUUUUUUUAAAUGCAGUUUUAAUUUUUCAUUGACAAAAAAAUUAUCUUCAAAAGACUCUGUUGAAUUGUGAGUAGUUUAUUUGCGAUGUUCAUAUUAUUCUGACUUCAGUCCUUUUCAUGUACUGACCAAAUACCAAUAAAGAUUUUUUAAUACUACAAAGUGAA
Messenger RNA from Pungitius pungitius (ninespine stickleback), 1906 nucleotides. It is a transcript of the gene wtap, whose product is annotated as WT1 associated protein. Lineage: Eukaryota; Metazoa; Chordata; Actinopteri; Perciformes; Gasterosteidae. Gene Ontology annotation, biological process: regulation of alternative mRNA splicing, via spliceosome. The transcript has 8 exons. The record is from RefSeq and is a predicted model, not a curated record. Gene Ontology annotation, cellular component: nucleus. Bases 72 to 1313 code for a protein of 413 amino acids.